This is a messenger RNA of Mya arenaria, 1862 nucleotides long. RefSeq lists its product as uncharacterized. Gene Ontology annotation, biological process: negative regulation of organ growth; protein ubiquitination. The transcript has 7 exons. The record is from RefSeq and is a predicted model, not a curated record. The coding region runs from base 871 to 1662 and encodes 263 amino acids. NCBI's taxonomy places the organism in Eukaryota, Metazoa, Mollusca, Bivalvia, Myida, Myidae. Gene Ontology annotation, molecular function: ubiquitin-protein transferase activity.
ACUCAAAACUCGUUUUAUUUACUAAUUCAGGUUACAAUGUAUACAACAACAUGAAUAGGAUAUAUAAAAAACGCAUGUUAAAAUAUUGGUAAUCGGAUACAGGAAUUCGAAAUAACUGAUUAAUAGUACGAAAUACAAUAAUCAUAUAUACAUGUACAUGUAUAAAAGCUUAGCAGGGCCACUGUUGUUUUAUCCCGUCUACAAAAUGGGGCAUAAUCACACCGUGUCAACUACGUUGUUUAGACUGCGGUAUAAAACACCAGGGGCUCUGUCUGGCUAUAUAAUUUUUCGUGAAAACAUAUCAUUGGCAAGUACAAUGUUAUACAGAGUGAUAGUAGUAUCCGAUUUGCAUGUUACACAAGUGAAGGUAAUCAUAUAUUUGGUAAUAUCAAUCAUACUACAGAUAUAGUCAAUUUAUACAUAUCAUAACGACACUGAAAUUCAAUAUGGAGACAAAUACGUUUCAAGGUUAAGUAUCAAUUAAUAUUUAGUGUAAUAGAUAUCUACUUGUAUUGGCAAGACAUUGACGGGGGAGGUUGGGAGUGUUCUUGUUCAUUAUGGAUAAGAUAUAUACAAUACUAGAAAUUUGGGUUAAGAAUGAGUUAUACAUAGCGGUUAAGGUUACAGUAAUAAAUAUUAAACGACAGAUGAGUAAACAAAGCGUACCGCCAGUGUAGAUGUAUUUGUUCCGCGUUUUCUGCGUGAGUUUAGUGCGGAUGCAUGAAUGGGAAUAUUUUAGUGAAUGAACGAAUAAUUUGGUUGUAAAUUUGGCCAUCGGCGACUGAUGAAGCUAAGGAUUUAUUUGUAGGGAAGAGUUUAACCAUGAAAGACAGCGACAGGAAGAGCUAGAUCGCCUGCAUUUGGCUGGAAAUGCUACGAGCUGACAGGGAGGAGCAAGAGCAGCAAGACAGAAUGGUUGCCCUUAGACUGCAAGAAUCGAUAACCCAAGAAGAAAUGACGAUAAGGCGUGGCCAACAUGGUCGAAACAUAGGAUUGAGAGGUUUUUCUCAUCACAUCACGGGUCACAGAUCUCGAGGAAUGGGCAGAAGUGAGCUGGCCAUGUCUCUUCAUGGAGAGGAGGAUCAAAGAGGUGGAGGCUGGGACGAACGUGUUGAGGCUUUGCCUAGCAUGUCCUUUUACUGGCCCAACGACCUGCAGGACGAUCAUCAAAUACAACAUGAAUGGAGUAGACCUCUCCAGGACAUACAGCAGCAAAUGGCCGCCAGUCAACAGGAGUUCCAGCCUUUUCACCAAUUUCCGAUCCAAGACCUUGAUGAGGAAGACUUCGAGUUCGAGGACCACCACAGGAGACUGUCGCAGAUGGGCACACGCGAGGACUUUGACAGGAUUCUUUCAAUGUUGAACGAACCUGGCUUGAGCAAUGUCGGAAACAGUUAUGAGGCUCUUUUAGAACUAGGAGAAAAUUUGGGAACUGUCACUAGUGGCCUAAGCACGGAGGAGUGCUCCACACUGCCGACCGCGAGAUAUACCCAGAGAGACAAAAACACGGCGGAGCGCAGCGUGUGUCUGGAGAAAUACAAGACUGGAGAUGCACAGAAAACAUUGCCCUGUAUCCAUAUAUUCCAUAAAUCUUGUAUUGACGAGUGGUUGAAAAACAACGCAACAUGUCCUGUGUGCAGAGAGGUUGUUAAAGUUUCCUGACUACAGAUGAGCGGCUAUUCCAAUUAACAAUACUAAUUGUGAAAAAAAUUAUAGUGUUACAGUGAACAUACUUAGUGGUGUGGCUGUUAAAGAGGCUAUAUACCAAAUGGUCUGAAAAUCGGCAAAAAACAUUAUUUCCACAAAACAAACCUAGAAUUGUCAAUGUGGGCUAGAAGGAGGCCGAUAAUAAAUCAUUUAAC